This is a messenger RNA of Bipolaris oryzae ATCC 44560, 1287 nucleotides long. RefSeq lists its product as uncharacterized. The transcript has 8 exons. NCBI's taxonomy places the organism in Eukaryota, Fungi, Ascomycota, Dothideomycetes, Pleosporales, Pleosporaceae. Bases 1 to 1287 code for a protein of 428 amino acids. The record is from RefSeq and is a predicted model, not a curated record. Gene Ontology annotation, molecular function: 3-oxoacyl-[acyl-carrier-protein] synthase activity. Gene Ontology annotation, biological process: fatty acid biosynthetic process.
AUGCGACGGGUAGUAGUAACAGGCUUAGGGCUUGUGACACCUUUGGGACUAGGCGUCCGCCAAACGUGGAAACGCCUAAUCGAUGGCCACUGUGGCAUCGUUUCUAUCAAGGACCGCAGCCAAGAUUUUGCCUUGCUUCCGAGUCAAAUAGCCGGCAUAGUACCACAGGGAUCGAAAGAUGAGGGUAAAUGGAAUUCAAAAGAGCAUUUAAGCCCUACUGACGAGCGUCGCAUGGCACGAUUUGCUCAGUAUGCCAUGGUGGCUGCUGAAGAAGCUUUACAGGAUGCUGGAUGGGACCCAAAGAAUGAUAAAAGUCUCGAGGCCACGGGUGUCUACAUGGGCUCCGGAAUCGGUAGCUUAGACGAUGUAUACGACACUACUGUGGCAUAUGAAAAAGGUGGCUACCGGAAGGUCUCACCACUAUUCGUACCACGACUAUUGAUCAACCUCGCGGCUGGCCACAUCUCAAUGCGCUACGGUUUCAAGGGACCAAACCACGCCGCAACCACAGCAUGCACAACUGGUGCGCACAGCAUUGGGGAUGCUUCUCGCCUGAUUCAGUUUGGGGAUGCAGAUGUCAUGAUCGCCGGUGGGUCUGAAUCUUGCAUUCAUCCGCUCGCCAUUUCAGGUUUCGCCAGAGCUAGAAGCCUUUCCACUGCAUUCAAUGACCGGCCUGCUGAUUCAAGUCGUCCAUUUGACAAACAACGCGAUGGCUUCGUUAUCGGAGAGGGGGCUGGUGUUGUGGUUCUUGAACUUGAGCACGCACAAAGAAGAGGUGCACGCAUCUAUGCUGAAAUUGCUGGCUAUGGACUUUCCAGCGAUGCAUACCACAUGACAGCACCUCGCGAGGACGGACAAGGCCCACGUCUCGCUAUGAAGAAUGCUUUACGACAUGCUGGCAUCAAGCCAAGUACCGUCGAUUACAUUAAUGCUCACGCCACAAGUACACCUCUAGGUGACGCCGCUGAGAACAGGGCUAUCAAAGCACUCUUACUAGGUGAAGGAGGGAAAUCAUCAGCCUCUGAGAUCAACGUUAGCAGUACGAAAGGUGCUGUCGGACAUUUGCUCGGCGCUGCUGGUAGUGUGGAAGCAAUCUUCACAGUGCUGGGCAUACAUCAUAACAUCCUCCCACCAACCCUAAACCUCAUUGACGCUGGAGAACCGGCUUCUGAAUUCGAUUGCAAUUAUGUGGCGAAUGUUGCUCAGCAACACAAGAUCAGCGUCGCGCUCUCGAACAGUUUCGGUUUUGGGGGCACCAAUGCUUCGCUCUGCUUCCGUAAAUUGUAA